This is a messenger RNA of Geodia barretti, 1295 nucleotides long. NCBI's taxonomy places the organism in Eukaryota, Metazoa, Porifera, Demospongiae, Tetractinellida, Geodiidae. The record is from the annotation of a GenBank genome assembly.
CGUUUUAGCAGUGCGCAUGCGCAAUGUAUAUAGCUUAGCGUGCGCGUCUCCGGCACUAUACUAGCAGACGCAAGCAUAUCUGCGAUCAGAGCGGAUACUACUGAUUACCAGAAGUGAGCCUGUUGCCACAAGGUGACUGACUAACUAACAACAGCGGUUUGCUCACCGUCCGCGUAGUGCUCUGCGAGGCCCGGUGGCACAGUUUUGUCUAGACUGUGCUUUAUUCAUAGCUAGCUAGCUAACCAGCUAGAGCUAUGUAUUUUAGAACGUUUUCCUUUAAUGGAAUCGUCAAUGUUUUCGUGUUUGUUGUUUAUGGUUUUUGACUCGGUUAUCUAGCUAGAGUAGAGCAGUGCUUUCAGAUGGAAAGUUUCCUGUGUACCAUCGCAAUUUGUUUGGUUGCGGUACGAGCGAUACCACUGGAGGAAUUUUAUCCCUACAAUCUCUCUGUUAACCAGCAACUGAUUGCUAAUGAUGACGCAUCAUCCCGUGCCAUCACACUUGAUCCGCCGAUUACUUUCUAUGGUCGCAGUUACAACAGUUGCAAGAUACACAACAAUGGAUUGGUGACUUUCAACACACCUCCACAACACUUUAUAGAAGCUCCCUUCCCUGUAGAAAAUUACACUUUCAUUGCUCCUUUCUACGGUGAUGUCGACACCAGGAUGAGUGGAACAGUGUGGUUUACCGACCCAGUAAUAAAUGAAUCAAGUGUACUGGAUAAAGUUGAAAAUGAUAUCCACGACACUUUCAGAGAUCAUGCCUACUUCAAACCUGCUUAUGUGAUUAUAGCUACAUGGGACCAGGUUGGAUAUUUCAAAGAGCGUUCUGAUAAGUUAAACACUUUCCAAUGCAUUAUUACAUCUGAUGGGUGUGCAUCCUUUGUAAUCUUUCUUUACAAUGAAAUACAAUGGACAACUAAUGAAUCCAACUCAAUGUCAAAACAUGCUAAGAUAGGCUUCAAUGAUGGUACACUGUUCAUGUCACGGCAAGUGCCUUGCUCAAUGACAAUGAACUUGAAAGAAAUUUCAAGAACAAGUAAUGUUGGGAUUGCAGGAAAAUGGAUUUUUCGUGUGGAUACAACAAACUUUUCAACUUGCCACAAUGAUUACGCAAUGGCAUGUGAGUCAGACCCAUUCUGCUCCUGUUCAACCCCGGAUCCACAGCAGAAAUGCAUUUGCACCGAUUUGAAGGAAGACAUUCCGCAGUGUAGCUAUGUGCCUGUAACAACACCAACAACGACACCAACAACGACACCAACAACGACACCAACAACGCCAACAACAGACGUCAAUUAA